CUGGAAUCACUCAGGUCAGAUGAUCCGAGCUGCAUUGUAAAUAGACAGCAGUGAUCCGCCGUAGUCAUGCCUUCGUAGCUUCUUUAAAUCACCUUCUACAGAGGAGAUAUUUGCGCUCGGAGACCUCUUAUCUUUCCUCGCCGCUUCUCUCACUGUUUAGGCUCAUUUCAGUGCCGUAACGUGUUGAUAAAGCAUGUACCGGUCUCUGUACGCCUUCCGAUCUGCGGAGCCCAACUCGCUGCACUUCGCGGCCGGAGAAAGCUUCCUAAUCCUGGAGAGGAGCAACAAACACUGGUGGCUGGGGUCCCGCUGCAGCUCCGGGGAGACCGGCUACAUCCCUGCAUCAUACAUCGAGAAAAUACAGGCCCCAGAGCAGGACGAGGUACUGCAGUCCAUUGACAGAGCAAUCGAAGGAAUCCACAAUGUGGCCUUAAAAAAUGGAGGCAAAUACAAUCUGGAACAGAGAGAUGUUCUACAGAAGUUGAUCCACCACAGGAAGGAGACACUCGCACGCCGAAGUUCCUCCUCCUCUGGUCAUAAACAAGGCAUCCCAUCUUCCAACAGUGAAAUAUCUCUCAGUCAGACUCCUCCUCCACCCAAUGGCCUUAAUCGAGACUAUGGACGGCAGGGGAGCAUGCCAUUAUCAGGAAGCAUGGACAGUGUGCAGGGAGAGCAGGGCUUUUACCAGGUGCCUCCUCAGCCCCGACGCGCAGCUCCGAUCACCCCACCUCCCCCUGAGAAACAGCGAAACAGCCGACGUCCAGGUCAGAGCAGCGGCGUAUUCACAGCGUUACUUACAGAGCCAGAGGUCCCCUCCAGAGUGUCCUCUCUCGCUCCGUCCCCUGCUCCCUCCCUCUCAAUCAGCACCACGUCUCUGGAGUCUGGCUCCUCCCACUCACUGGUCUCCUCUGAUGUCAGUCUGCCAAGUGUUUCCAGCACCCCACCUCCUCCUGUGCCAUCCCGUGUGAAGCCCCCUGCACCGCCUGUGGACGGGCUGCUCUCCGACUCCCCUCCUCAGCCAGCUCCUGCGAAGAAGAGCCCGGCUCCACAGCCUCCCCAGCCCACCCCUCCUUUACAGCCCACUGUGGAGGACCAGGCGGAGAGUGAAUGGCCCGUUGCCCCCCCGUCUGUCGCUGAAAGCCCUCCUGGCAGCCCCACUACCUCUGAGCCGGUUUCCAUGACUAUUGGGGCUGAACUGAUCGAGCUGGUACGGAAGAACACGGGCUUGAGUUACGAGCUGUCGCGGGUCGCUGUUGGCGUGGUGGUCGGCCAUCUGCAGACGGCCUUACCUCAAGCCUCUCCGGCUUUGGAGCAAGUUCUGCUGUCAUUGGUGGAGAGCAAGGAUCUGAGUGCGGCGCUGCCACAGGGUCAGGUGUGUCACGAUGAACAGAGGCUGGAGGUGAUCUUCAGCGACCUGGCUCGUCACCGAGACGAUUCCCAGCAGCGUAGCUGGGCGCUUCACGAAGACCACGCUCUCAUCGCCUGCUACCUGGAGGAGCUGCUGAAGAUACUGACUGACGCAGAUCCAGAGGUGUGUAAGAGGAUGUGCAAAGCCAACGACUAUGAGAAUGUGUUGUCUCUGGUUUCAUAUUAUCAGAUGGAGCACCGUGUGUCUCUGCGGCUGCUGCUCCUCAAAGUGUUUGGUGCAAUGUGCAGCCUGGAUGCUGCUCUCAUCUCCACCUUCCUCAACUCCAUCCUUCCCAUGGAGCUGGCCAGGGACCUGCAGACUGACACACAAGAACACCAGAAGAUGUGUUACACGGCUUUGGUACUGACUAUGAUCUUCUCAAUGGGCGAGCAGGUGCCAUAUCAUCAUUAUGAACACUUGAAUGCCAACUUUGUUGAGUUUCUGCUGGGUGUGGUGGAGGACGGGCUUCCCUCUGAUCCCACAGAGCAGCUGCCUGACAUCUUCCUGAACCUCGUCCUGGCCUUCAACCUGCACCACACAGCACCCAGCAGCAAUGUGAUCAUGCAGGAGCUGAAGAAAAAAAAUGUCAAGAUUCUGUCAGAGAAAGUGCUGCUGCUUCUGAACAGAGGCGACGACCCUGUGUGUAUGUUCAAACACACCCCGCCGGCGCCGCACUCAGUGCUCAAGUUUCUGCAGGAUGUUUUCGCCAGCCGAGAGACCGCUGACAUCUUCUACCGCACUGACAUGAUGGUGAUGAUUGACAUCGCUGUUCGACAAAUAUCUGACCUCUCACCUGGAGACAAGCUGCGGAUGGAGUACCUCUCCCUCAUGCACUCCAUAAUACGCUCGACGGACUACCUCGAGCACCAGCACCGCAUGUCCGACCUGCAGGGGGCGCUGCAGAGGAUUCUCAGGGAGGAAGAUGAUCCGGGAGAGGAUGAAGGGAACGCCACAGCGAAACAGAUGGAUAAGCUAAUCAUACAGCAGAUCUACAAGGAGUUCCCACAGAUCAGUGAGAACCAGGACUGACCAUAUCAGUAUGAGCUCACACUGUAGUCUGCUCUACUGCAGGGAGGUACAAUAAAGCUUGAAAGUCAGCUCGUCAGUUAGUUAGUUAGUUUUGUUUAUUAUACUUUCAGAAGUUCUUUUUGUUUCUGUUGCACAAAGAGAAAUUUUGCAAGGAUGAUAGAGAACAACUCUUUCAGUACCAGCCUGUGAUGAGAGAAGGUAAUCGGUUUUGCCAGUUUGUUUUCUUGGACUCGUAGUCCGUGGCUGCAGCAUGCUCAUGAUGUUGAUUUCAGAAAGGUCCUCUUUUUCACAGCUUUUCUCUCUCACAUGAAGAAAUGAAAGUAGUGGGAGUGUUUAAGGUGUGGAGGUUUAGUAAUACAUGGAGCUUAAAAAUAGCCAAAAUAUUGGCCAAACCAUGGAGCUGUUUCACAGCGAAUUCCUACCAGUGAUUACCUGCGUGAACUAUUAGGGCUUUGAAAUUAAAGUAACAGCAACAAGGACUAACCCUUAUUCUGACCAAAAUAACUUUAACUAAAUUGACUUUUAGAAAACUUCAUACUCUUAGGUUGUUUUACAGAUAACGGUGCCAUUAUUUGAACCAGUGUGAGGAUAUUUUGAGCCUUUAUGUGCUUCCCUGUUAGUGGGACCAAACUACUGUGUGUUACAGAGAGCAUUUUUUUAAAAUAGAGUAUAUAAUAUUCUUAAAGCUGACUUCCUCUCCUACUCACCCGUUCAUUCAUUCAUUUAUUCAUUCAUACUAGUUAAAUUAAACUCAAGCUGAACAAGUUUACUAAUUAUGUGAGAAAAACAACCCACACUCUGACUCAUAUGUUAUCAUUACUGAGCUUUUAGCUGAGUAACUUUUGCUGCUACAUACUGAGUCUCUCCUGUGGCUCCAUCUGCAGUUUUCUCAGUGUGGUACUUUUGUCUCCAGACUCUUAAAGAUGAUCACUCUGUACUUACAUAUGCAAAGCUCCUCAAGCAUUAGAAGUCAUUGACUGUUUAAUGUCUGCUGGACUGAAGGGUUUUUCGUCCGUAUGCUGCGUUCAUAUUCAGACUAACUGUGCUGCAAUAAGGCUUUAUAGCAACUUGUAAUAUCGCUGUAAUAUACUGAGAUGUGCAGCUUCAUGGAGAGGAGACGUGUUCUGUACUCGUUAACCCAGAUAACAUCAGUGUUGUUUGUUUCCAGUUAUUAUCUGAGGCUCCUUGCUGAAAUAAAUCAAAAUAGGGGAGAGGAAAUGGGGGGCUUUUUUUUAUAUCCUCCUCGUUUAACACUUUAGCAGCAACAUGUACCUUUCCUUGUUUCUUCCCCAUAAUGUAGUGAUUGAUAGUCUCCCAUAUUAAAGUUUGACUUAACUGUUUUUGUCCCUGGAAUGAUUUCCCUGUCUGGAAACAUAUCUCUGAGAACUGAUACCAGCUUUUAGCUAAUGUCAGAGUGUUCAUUCAUUGAUUAUAUGUGGGUCUGUUUACAGUUUGUGUGUGUGUGUGUGUGUGUGUGUGAGAGAGAGAGAGGUGUGUGUGUGUCUCUUCUUUCCAUGAUUAACAUUGUCUGCAGAAGUGCUACGACUGUGUUAUAAUAAAACUAAUAAAGCUAUAUUUUAACAGUGGAA
Messenger RNA from Scatophagus argus, 4026 nucleotides. Its product is annotated as NCK-interacting protein with SH3 domain-like. Gene Ontology annotation, biological process: endocytosis. The coding region runs from base 194 to 2437 and encodes 747 amino acids. Gene Ontology annotation, molecular function: Arp2/3 complex binding; protein binding. The transcript has 13 exons. The record is from RefSeq and is a predicted model, not a curated record. NCBI's taxonomy places the organism in Eukaryota, Metazoa, Chordata, Actinopteri, Scatophagidae.